Paramecium sonneborni is the source of this 267-nucleotide messenger RNA. Lineage: Eukaryota; Ciliophora; Oligohymenophorea; Peniculida; Parameciidae. The record is from the annotation of a GenBank genome assembly.
AUGAUCUAAUACUUAACUUAAUAUGUGUUUCAUUUAGUGUAUGUUCUUUAAACUGGAAAGGCUCUAAAAACUGAGACUAGUAAAUGCAAAGAAGAAAAUGUUCAGAAAAUUCUAGUGUUUUUUCUAUUGAUGAGUGCAAAUCAUUUAUAAGAAGGUUGUAUAACAAAAGGAAUUAGAAGUGUCAACAAAUCAGCUGAACGUUCCUUCGAAAAAAGCUUUCAAUUGUUUAGCAACAGUUUAGAAAAUUUUUUUGAUCAAUUUAGAUGA